This is a messenger RNA of Adineta steineri, 2325 nucleotides long. The record is from the annotation of a GenBank genome assembly. NCBI's taxonomy places the organism in Eukaryota, Metazoa, Rotifera, Eurotatoria, Adinetida, Adinetidae.
AUGGCAAUAGCUAAUCCAGCUUUUUCACAGAAAUCGCUUGAAAUAAAAACAAAAUCAAUUGAAACAACUCUUAUACCACUUGUUACACAAAUAUCAACAUUAGUUAAUUUUAAAGAAAAACCUCGAUCAUCAUCAUCAUCGGCAAUUAAUGAAAAAACACUUCAGGCUAUUAGUAGAGUGGGCGAUGCUGUACACAUGGCUGUCGAACGUUUUGUUUCUGUCGGUGAAUCAAUAGCUAAUGAAAAUUCAGAAAUAAAAUCAGAUUUAACUGAUGCAUGUCGUGAAGCUCGAUCAGCUGGUGAAUCGAUAAAACGGAUAACUUGUGUAGAAUAUGAUUCAUUUGGUAAACCCGUUUGUGUCACUGAUAGACAGAGUAUGGUACAAGCUGCUCGUGGUUUAUUAAGUGCAGUGACACGUGUCUUAUUACUUGCUGAUAUGAUUGUUGUAAAACAAAUAAUUUCUAUUAAGAAAAAGGUAAUAUCAACAUUAAAUCGGCUUGAAACAGUAACAUCUUUUUCUGAAUUUGUCAAAUUAUUUGGUAUUUAUGGAGGUCAAAUGGUUGAAUUAGCACAUCUAACAGGUGAUCGACAAAAUGAUCUAAAAGAUGAACGUCGUCGAUCUCAACUUUCCGCUUCUCGAACAAUUCUAGAAAAAUCUACAAUGCUCAUAUUAACUUCAUCAAAAGCAUAUCUUCGUCAUAUUGAAUGUGUCCAUUCUCGUCAAUGUCGUGAUCUUGUUUAUGAUCAAGUACGUCGUGCACUUGAUCUAGCAGGUUCAAUUGUUUAUGAUUCUGGUUCAACAUCAACAACAACGAAUCCUACAAUUACACUUCUACUUACGAAAGAUGAAAUUAAUUUUGUUAAAUCAUUAAGACAAUUUGAAUAUGCUGUUGAAAUGUUAAAUGUUUCCAUAACAUCAUCAACUAAAGAACAACUUGAAGAUUUAUGUAAUAAAACUAUUGAUAAUAGUCAAGAUUUUACUGAUUCAGUUUAUAUAAGUAUUGAACAAAGAGAAAAAGUACUUGAAUAUCAUAGUAAAUUACAAGAACAACUUGGAGAAAUAAUAACGAUGAUUACAAAUGAUAAUGAAAUGGGUUUUUCAUUAAAAAGUGAAGUACUUCCAUUAUCAAUUCAAACAAUUCAACAAAUAGGAUAUGAUUUUCGUAAACAACUGGAACAAAUGGCAAUGUUUCGUGCAUCGGAAUUUUUUCGAACACAUGAUGAAAGUGUUUUAUUAAAUGAAUUAAAAACAUAUUCAUUAACUAGUCGAUUCGAUUUAUUACAAGAAGCUAUUGAUCGUUUUCGUGAACAAGCAGAAAUUGCAAUUGAAUUAAGUAAACUUUUAAAACAUAUUAGUUCAUGUGAUCCACUACAAGUUUCAAGUGAAUAUCAUGAUAUGUUAUUUCAAAAUCUAUCAAAUAUGAUCAUUGCAUCAUCACAAGCAGUUGCUGCACAUCCAACGAAUCGAGUAUCGAAAGAAAAUCUCGAUGUACUCUGUCGGUUUUGGGAACAAGAAGUUAAUGAUUUUUCAAUUCUUGUUAAAGAGAUACAAGAAUUUAUUGAAGGUCGUGGUGAAAAAACCGCUUAUUUAUCAUUACCAAGACCCGGUAAACAUGGAACAACAUCGAAAGUCGGUUUUAAACCAACCAAACUUGAUUCUGAUGAACAAGCUAAAAUUGCUAAAGUUGGACUUGAAAUGAAAUUAGUUACAUCGGAAAUGGAUGCUGAAGCAGAAAAAUGGGAUGAAGCACCUAAUGAAGUUGCUAAACGUGCAAAAAAUAUGUCAUCAAUGGCAUAUUCAAUGUAUUUAUUUACUCGAGGCGAAGGAACUUUACGUACAACACAAGAUUUAUUUACACAAGCUUAUUAUUUUGUAGAAGAAGGCACUCGUUUAUCAGCUAUUAUUCAUGAAUUUAUUCAUCAAAUACCAAAUAAAAAUGUAAGACAAGAUAUGUUAAUACAAUUAGAAAAAGUUCCAUUAAUGUGUCAUCAAUUAAAAUUAAAAUUAAAAGCUUCUGUAUCAGGAAAAAAUUCAACAUUUGCAAAAGUUGAUACUGUUAUAUGUGAAGCACGAGAUCUAAUGAAUGCAGUAACACGUUUAUGUACAAAUGUAUUUGUUUGUCAAACGAAAUAUAAUAUUGUUGAUAAUCGUACUGUUACAAGUAGUAAACAUUAUUCGCGACCGCCAUCAUCAUCAUCUAAUAAAUGGUAUCGACCACCAUCAAUCGAACGAGAUGAUCGUGUAGAAACAAAAUCUGAACGUCCUAUACGUUCAUCUUCUUUACAACGACCAUCAAGUUAUUUACCAGAAUUUGAUCAUAUAUAA